Linderina pennispora is the source of this 1076-nucleotide messenger RNA. Its product is annotated as P-loop containing nucleoside triphosphate hydrolase protein. The record is from RefSeq and is a predicted model, not a curated record. Gene Ontology annotation, molecular function: ATPase-coupled transmembrane transporter activity; ATP binding; ATP hydrolysis activity. Gene Ontology annotation, biological process: transmembrane transport. Gene Ontology annotation, cellular component: membrane. The transcript has a single exon. Lineage: Eukaryota; Fungi; Kickxellomycota; Kickxellomycetes; Kickxellales; Kickxellaceae. Bases 1 to 1017 code for a protein of 338 amino acids.
AUGUGCAGGUCGUUGGAUCCGGCAAGCAAUAUUGGGCUGGCUGAGAUUGACCUGACGCUGAGUCUUUCAAGAAAAUUCUUGAACGGGCUCAAGUGGCUUGUAAAUGCAGAUUUGAAUAUCUACAGGGUCUUGCCAUAUCUCGCUCGUUAUUUCAUUUACACGGAUUUACCACGCGAGGCACCUGACGUCAUCGCGGAUUCACGCCCACCGCCCAACUGGCCUGCUGCUGGUACUAUCGAGUUCCGUGAUUACGGCAUGCGCUAUCGCGACGACACCAAUCUGGUCUUGCAAGGUCUCGCGCUCAGGGUACAUCCGCAGGAGAAGAUCGGUAUCGUUGGCCGCACUGGUGCUGGCAAGUCGUCACUGACCCACGCGCUUUUGCGUCUAGUCGAGCCCGCCCAGGGUUCCAUCUACAUCGACGGCAUCAACAUCUCGAAAAUCGGUCUUAAGGACCUGCGCUCGGCAAUCAGCAUCAUCCCGCAGGACCCCUCGCUGUUUGUCGGCACUAUCCGCGAGAACCUAGAUCCGAUGAACGAGUUCACUGAUGACGAGGUGUGGAGCGCAAUCCGCAAGGGGCAGAUCGAGGAAAUGAUCAGCACACCCACCAGCUCCUACGACGAGGAGAAGGACGAGGACAGCGGCCCGUGGGUUGCAGGCGUUGGGCUGGACAAAUGGGUCGAGAGCGGCGGUAAGAACUUUAGCGUCGGCCAGCGCCAGCUCAUCAGCCUGUGCCGUGCACUGUUGUGGCAGCGUAAGAUCUUGAUCCUGGACGAGGCCACAGCCAAUGUUGAUUUGGCAACUGACCGCGCAGUGCAGCGCAUCAUCCGCCAGGAGUUUGCCGAGUGUACGAUCUUGACCAUUGCGCACAGACUUAACACUGUCAUGGACAGCGACCGGAUCCUGGUCAUGGAUCAAGGCAAGGUAGCAGAGUUCGAUUCACCGGCCAACCUGCUGGCUCAGGACUCACUGUUCAAGAGUCUCGUUGAGAGCAUGGAGCUCAACGAAUCCUGGACCUAGGCAAUGCAUGGAUAUGCAACCCACGUGAUUUGUCACCAAGAUGUGCCAAGACUCAGUCU